CUUCUCCCUUUGCCUCAGAAAAAAAAGCACUCUGACUUUUGAACUUCUUUAUUAUAGGCAGACUUUUCUCUCAAAGCUGUUCUUGACUUUUGACGGAUGUUUGCUUUCCUCAUCCAGUUCAGCAUGUCCGCAGUGAAGCUGCUCCUGUCCUGUCUGCUUUUCAGGGAGGUUCAUGCGCUGCCAGGUAACUUCUGGCACAUCACGGAUAUGCAUUGGGACCAAACAUACAAACUGAUCGAUAAUCCUGAACUGGUGUGCGCAUCAAGCGGCAAACGACCCGCAGCCAAUGCGGGGAGAUUUGGAGACUAUGCUUGUGACUCGCCAUGGCAUCUUAUCAACUCCUCGGUGUAUGCCAUGAAGGAUAUUCUACCAGACCCCGACUUCAUCGUGUGGACAGGAGAUGACACACCACAUGUCCCCAAUGAGGAUCUGGGAGAAGAGGCAGUGCUGAGCAUUAUCAGCAACCUCACUCACAUCAUAAAACAGGUCUUUCCACACACUAAAGUGUACUCUGCCCUGGGAAACCACGAUUACCACCCUAAGAGCCAGCUUCCUGCUGGCCCAAACUACAUCUAUAACCAAACAGCAGAAAUGUGGCAGGACUGGCUGGAUCCAGAGUCCCAAGGAACAUUUAAAAAAGGUGGAUAUUACACAGAAAAGCUGCUGAGUCGAACGGGUUUCAGGAUGCUGGUCCUCAACACAAACCUCUACUAUGACCAGAACAAGCUGACCCUGGACAUGGAUGACCCAGCGGGCCAGUUUAGCUGGGCCGAUCAGGUUCUUACAGAGGCUACCAACAACAAAGAGAAGGUGUACAUCAUUGGCCACGUUCCCCCAGGUUUCUUUGAGAAGAAGAGAAAUAAGGCGUGGUUUACACCCAAAUUCAACCAGCAAUAUUUGGAUUUAAUCCAGAAGCAUCAUUCCGUCAUACUCGGGCAGUUCUUUGGCCAUCACCAUACAGAUACUUUCCGCAUGUUCUACAACUCAGAGGGCUCUCCUAUCAGCACAAUGUUUCUCAGCCCAGGGGUCACACCGUGGAAAACAACGCUUCCUGGAGUCGUGGAUGGUGCAAACAACCCUGGGAUUCGUGUGUUUGAAUAUGACACCCAAACACUUCUGGUCAAAGAUGUUGUGACAUAUUAUCUGAACCUGACUCGUGCUAAUGUGGCCAGUGGACGCUGGGAGAAAGAAUACCGCCUCACGGAGAGCUUCAGAGUACCAGACGCCUCUCCAGCUUCCAUGCACCAGGUUCUGGAGCGCAUUGCUAAUAGCAACUGCUACUUACAGAAGUACUACGAGUACAACUCUGUCAGCUAUGACCUGACAGAGUGUAACAGUGACUGCCGUGUUGACCACGUCUGUGCAGCCAGAGAGGUAGACUUCAGCAGAUAUGAACACUGUCUGGAAAAAGAAGGGGCAGCCGCCAUUUAUGGUGGGUUGCUGCCGGUCCUCUCUGUGGCUGUAAGUCUGGUGUUGUCCAGUCGAUAAUGAUUGUCUAUCACAGAUUACGUUUAAAAUAUAUAAUUGAAGCUUCAAGGUAUUUUUGGAUAGGAAAUGACUACACUUAACAGUUUGCAUCAGCGGAUGUGUGUUCACUUUUUAAAUUAUAAUUAAUUAUAUGACAUCUGUAAUUUAAGUGAGUCAUUCACUAUAUAUAAUUAAGCAGGAGAAAAAACAACCUUUGGCUUCAGCAAUCUCGGGUGCAGCCUCUUUACCUGGGUUUAUUGGUGCUAGUUAAAUACUUCACUUCCAGUCAACCAAAAAAAAUAUGGUAUUCUUGUGGCUCAAGACGAAGUACAUACCAUGCAACCCUGAUGAAGCUCUACUGUAUCUAUUUAAUAAACCCAGAUAUCAACCUUAGUUGUAUGUAUGUAUUGUCUUAACAGAAAGAGUCAGUGCAUCGGUAAUAUCAAAAUUUCCACAACAACAAAUGUGUUGAUUAAAAUUAACUGAACCUAUUCAUGUCCAUUUAAAUUCAAUGCAAUCUCUCACUAACAGAUAAAGCUGCUAUCAGGGUUCUAUGAUGAUCACUGUUAUCUCACACUGUUGUAUAAAGAUUUAAUGAGUUUUUGAUUACUGCCAGGAAAACCUCAUAGUGUCAUUUCAGAACAUGACAGAAACAGGACUUUGAGCCUGCUGUGAACACACAUUUAUUGAGUACUGUAUGUGCUUGAGCCACAUAUUUGUGUCUGUUAGACUUGACAGUUCACACACUAUGGUGUGACCAGUUAGUUCACAUGAUGAGGACCUGUUUAGCUGAAGUGAAAGGCUGCAUAGCUGCAUCAAGAGCUUUGUUGUAGUGUUGAAGCCCCACCUCAGUGCAGGCAGGAGCUGUCAGCUUCCCCUGCUGGAUGAGGGAGCACAGUUCAUCCAGCAUGGCUCUAAAGGCCGUUUCAUCUAAGGAGAAAAUUAGCACAGUUUCUCAUGAAAUUAAUUUAUAAGAUGUGUAUCCUGAGCUAUGAAAGAGGUAACUCCAUGCUGACUCACCGUUUGAGUGGUCUCUCUUCCACUGCGUGACCCAAAAUCCCCGAACCUUAACAUCCUUGAAAAUCAGAGCACUCUGGAGAGACAAAGUUUAGUAAAUGUACUGAGAAAUAAUGUUUUUGUGAAAUUUUCUGGGAGCAAAUCUGGUAGAACAUAGCAAGUUUCAUCUUACUACAGGGACAGUAACUGGCUGCUUGGCCAUCCCGCCGUAUGUCACCAUAGAGCCUCCAAUCCUGGAAUAAAUUUAAAAAAUGGCAUUUUAUGAUAAACUUUUCUCUGCAGUGUAAGGAUAUUAUAUCAUGUUAAGAAAGAUUAUUUAAAAUCCUCACUGUAGAUGACGGAGCAGCUCUGUUGCACUCUUGCCUCCGACUCCAUUUAAUGCCAGUUUUGGUUUUGGGCAUGUCUUUAAAAAAACAGGACGCAUUAUGACUGUGUUUAUAGACUGAUAGGCAGAACCACAUGCUCUUUUAUUUAAAGCUGCCUUCACAGCCACAGACCUUGAACAGUUCCUUAAUCUCAGGACGCCUCAGAGUCUCUUCUUUGAUCACAUGAGUUGCUCCGAUAGCCUUCAACCUGCUACUGAGCUGUGUGAACUCUGGCCUUCGAAAGGGAAAAUGAAAUGAGGGAGUUCAUUACAGUCAUAAAUUCUAGCACACACAUACAAAAAAAACCUCUCUUUGUUACUCUAGGAGAAAAAGAUCCCACUAUCUCAUCGUCAGAUGGCCUAUUAUUAGGACUGAAAAUGUCCUCAGUCUCAGGGAUAUUUGACAUGAAAGGACUUGAUAUACUGAGUGAGCAAGACAAAAGAGAGCUGGAGUGUAGGUGUAGUUAUUUAUUUACAGAAAAAAGCAACAAAAAUGUGUCAUUUCAGAAUGACUGAGUGUACCUGUCUCGGAUGACAUUGAUAGUGUUUAAUCCUCUUGCAGCAGCAAUCUGUAUGACCGCCUGCCCAACUCCGCUGUUAGCUGCGUUCUGGAUCACUGUAUCACCUGAAAAUAAAGCAGAUGGCUGGAAACUAUCACAUGACAGCUAAAAGUACUGCACUAUGUUUUUAGAGAUGGCUUGUGCGGGAAUACUGCAUCAUCAAGUUUCAGUUCAGAUUUUUAUUUUAUCAGCACUUUGAUUAGACGUGUUAUCACCAUGUGACUACCAGCUCGCUUGUUGAUUAAUGAACACACUUUAAUGAGCUUUGAAUGAAUUUCUCCCUAUGUAAGUUCAUGCUGCACAUAUCAGCCCAUAAACCUGAUCAACAAAGUGGCUUUAAAUUUACUGAUUGAAGUUAGGACUACCUCUGAAAGUCCCAUGUCUUUGGAAACACACAUGCCCCUGUGUGUGGACCUGUUUACCUGGCUUAAGAUCCUCAAAGUCAGAGAGCAUCCUGAACGCAGUGCACGGGUUUACCCCGAGUGUGGCAGCAGACAACAAGGGAAUGUUAUUCGGUAGCGAGAUGACAUCGUCCUCAGCUAGCACUGCCUCUGUUCUCCAUGUCCCUGCUCAUACAAAGGCACAGAAUUCAUGUUGGGAGACACAAUUGUGACCUUGUGGUCCCAGCCAUGUAAUUUUAGCUGUCACUUACCUAGACCAGCAUCUCUUGGGAUGACCCAGUCUCCUGUUUUGAGGGAUUUCACCUGGCUGCCCACCUCUAUGACCUGGGCCACCCCUUCAUUGCCCCCAGCAGCUGGGAGUUCAGGCAGGAUGGCAUAAGUACCUGCAAAAACACUGCUAGAUAAGCAACUGGUCUUCAUACAUCAUAAAAAAGUACUAUGUUUGGUUUCUUUGCUAUUUUGUUCCUCAUGGUAUAGCUGCUUUAAACAAG
Toxotes jaculatrix (banded archerfish) is the source of this 4300-nucleotide messenger RNA. It is a transcript of the gene smpdl3b, whose product is annotated as sphingomyelin phosphodiesterase acid like 3B. Gene Ontology annotation, biological process: sphingomyelin catabolic process. The transcript is spliced from 9 exons. Lineage: Eukaryota; Metazoa; Chordata; Actinopteri; Toxotidae. Gene Ontology annotation, molecular function: sphingomyelin phosphodiesterase activity. Bases 97 to 1488 code for a protein of 463 amino acids. The record is from RefSeq and is a predicted model, not a curated record.